Mustela erminea (ermine) is the source of this 848-nucleotide messenger RNA. RefSeq names its product cysteine rich hydrophobic domain 2 (gene CHIC2). Bases 23 to 520 code for a protein of 165 amino acids. The record is from RefSeq and is a predicted model, not a curated record. NCBI's taxonomy places the organism in Eukaryota, Metazoa, Chordata, Mammalia, Carnivora, Mustelidae. The transcript is spliced from 6 exons.
UAGGGGGUCUUGGAGGCUCAGGAUGGCGGAUUUCGACGAGAUCUAUGAGGAGGAGGAGGACGAGGAGCGGGCCCUGGAGGAGCAGCUGCUCAAGUACUCGCCGGACCCAGUGGUGGUCCGCGGCUCCGGUCACGUCACCGUAUUUGGACUGAGCAACAAAUUUGAAUCAGAAUUCCCUUCGUCAUUAACUGGAAAAGUAGCUCCCGAAGAAUUUAAAGCCAGCAUCAACAGAGUUAACAGUUGUCUUAAGAAGAACCUUCCUGUUAAUGUACGUUGGCUACUUUGUGGCUGCCUUUGUUGCUGCUGCACAUUAGGUUGCAGUAUGUGGCCAGUUAUUUGCCUCAGUAAAAGAACACGAAGAUCGAUUGAGAAGUUAUUAGAAUGGGAAAACAAUAGGUUAUACCACAAGCUGUGCUUGCACUGGAGACUGAGCAAAAGGAAAUGUGAAACGAAUAACAUGAUGGAAUAUGUCAUCCUCAUAGAAUUUUUACCAAAGACACCGAUUUUUCGACCAGAUUAGCAUUUACUUUAUUUAUAGAGACUUUCCAAGUAUGUUGUCUUUCCAAUGGUGCCUUGCUUGGUGCUCUCCUGGUGGUGACAUAACAUUGGUUCUACAGAAUCGUGUGGUGUUUUUUUCUGUGUUUUUUUUUUUUGUUUGUUUCGUUUCGUUUUGUUUUGUUUUUAAAAUAACCGCAUGUUCUAAGUGUGCAUUUUUGUCAAACUUUGCAAGUUAUUUCAUACAAAUGUUUAAUACUUAAGUUAUUGUGCUCUUUUCUGUUAUGUAUUCUGAUUUUCAAGGAUUACUUUUUUGUAUUAUCGAAAAAAUACAUUUGAAAUUAGCAUAAAAA